Molecule: messenger RNA, 2403 nt
Organism: Lindgomyces ingoldianus
Lineage: Eukaryota; Fungi; Ascomycota; Dothideomycetes; Pleosporales; Lindgomycetaceae
Product: P-loop containing nucleoside triphosphate hydrolase protein
Exons: 1
Coding region: 293-2074 (593 amino acids)
Biological process (GO): mitochondrial respiratory chain complex III assembly; protein insertion into mitochondrial inner membrane from matrix
Cellular component (GO): mitochondrial inner membrane
Molecular function (GO): ATP hydrolysis activity; ATP binding
Source: RefSeq, a predicted model, not a curated record
CUCACUGGUUUAGUACCAAUUUGUCGUAGGUCAGGAUGGGAGAGGCUGAGUAUUUAUCUCCUAGGGCGGAGGCCGCUUGCAGAGGCUUAAUAUAAAGUUAGUUUUCUUUCCUGCUUCAUGUUUUAGGCAUCUUUUCUUCCACGUCUUGUGCCUUUGAGCCAGGAAGUUGUAUUUGGCGGCUUUGCUCGGUUAUUUUGUCUCUGGGGUGUCUCUUAUACUUUCCCUCUUUUAUAGGCACGUUUUUCAUAUCGAGUGGUAUUUAGAUAAUAGCCAGGGGCUCACAACCUCCAACAUGGACUUCACGAAACUACAAGGUAUCAAAUUCGAUACCUCAUCCUCCAACACCACCCUCAUAAAUCUUCCCUCAACACUCCUCGAAGCCCUCAUCCCCGGAUAUGGACUCAUCUCGCAGAUAAUCUUCAAGCUCCUCGGUUUCGAUAUCGGCCUCGUCGUCUCCGCGUGUCUCGUCGUCGUCGGUCUAAGCAAAGCAAUCCAAUACCUCUACAACAAAUCCUACGGCGUCUUCUCCUCCUACUUCAUGUCCAGCAUCCAAAUCGAAGACGACGAUGAACUCUUCUCCCAAAUCAUGGAAUGGAUCGCGGAGCAAUCUAUGACAAAAGUGUCGCGGGAUCUCAAGGCGGUUACGAAAUGGGUCUCGGCUUACGAGGAGAGUAGUGAAGAAGCCAACGCAUCUGACGACGAUGUGCUCGAUGAAUCCGGAAUCUUCAAUUUCGAAAAAUGGGCGAGUAAUAUUCCGCCCAGAUAUGAGCCUAACUUUGGGAGUGACCGGUUCUGGUAUGAGGGGAAGAUGUUUUUCUUCUCUCGGACGCGGCGCGAGAAACAGAACAAAAGUCCGUGGGGGAACAACGAGGAUCAGUUCCUGGAUAUCAGCUGCGUGGGUCGGAGUACGGAGCCGAUUAAAGAGUUGUUAAAUCAGAUCAAGAGGUGGACGUUGACUAAGGACAACAAGAUGACAGCAAUCAAUCGGCCAGCACCGAAAGAGGAACGGAGGGAUUAUGCGUGGGAUCGAACUUCUCUGCGACCUUCUAGGCCCAUGAGUACAGUAUCUCUCGACCAGGAACAGAAGGCAAAGAUCGUCAUGGAUAUCAACGAAUAUCUCCACCCAGCGAGUGCUCGGUGGUACGCCGCUCGUGGCAUCCCCUACCGGCGAGGCUAUCUCUUCCAUGGCCCUCCUGGCACAGGCAAAACAUCCUUGUCCUUUGCUCUAGCCGGCAUCUUUGGUCUUGACAUCUAUUGUAUUUCACUCAUGGAAGUUGGCCUCACGGAAUCCGAUCUCAACAAGCUCUUCACCAAUCUUCCACGCCGUUGUAUCGUGCUCCUCGAAGACAUCGACUCCGCCGGUCUCCGCCGUCCUGACGAACCAAGUAAUCCAACCGCCAAAGAUGACGAGGAUUCGAGCGAGGAUUCUGGCACGGACGACGGUAGCUUGACGAAAGUUAGCAAGGCCGAUGCCGGAAUAAAGACACCGGGGCAGAACCCACUAACGAAUGGCUUCAAGAGCUUGAUCUCACUGUCCGGGCUGUUGAACGUAAUUGACGGGGUUGCGUCGCAUGAGGGCAGAGUGCUAAUCAUGACAACCAACCACCCAGACAAACUCGACGCCGCUUUAGUCCGCCCUGGCCGCGUUGAUAUGCAAGUCGGCUUCUCGCUCGCAACGCGCGACCAAAUCCGUGAUAUCUUUACUCGCAUGUACUCGACUGAGCACGACAUUGAAAAGUCGGCCUCUAACUCUACCACCUCUUCUUCAAAGCCCCCUACCAAAGACAAAUCCAAACCUGUUGAAUCCCCCAAGCUUAAAGACCCAGACCAAGAAUUCUACGAGCUCCUAUCCCAGCCACCCGUCCUAGACAUUGUGGAGCCGGAGAAACUGAAAGAGAUGGCAGAGCAAUUUGCUGGACUGUUGCCAGAGGGAAACUUCUCCCCGGCGGAGAUACAGGGAUUUUUGUUGAUGCGGAAGAAGGAACCAAGUCGGGCGCUGAAGGAGGUGGAGGCGUGGAGGGAUGGGUUGAUUGAUAUGAAGAAGAAGGGUGAGAAGGUUUUGGAAGUGCAGUAGCGAGAGGGUGAGGAGGUGGGGUUUUCCUAUAUUUCGGAAGGUGAAAAUAUUACGGAUUCGGAUGGAGUUCAUCAAGGAUCUUGUGCAAGACAUUCGGGGAAUUGAUUAUUCUAUCCGGCGUUAAAUAGGCCUUGUUAUAUGUAUCCUAUCUUAUCUAAAAACACCAGCAGAUUUGGGAUGAUUCUAAUACUGUUAGAACCCCUUGAAUUUUUCUGUAUAUAUAUAUAUAUAUAUAUAUAUUUCAAUAAAAAGGUAUGGUAGCUAUGAUAGCUGACGCGAUAGGGCUGCCUGGAUUUGGGGUGUGCAUGUAACAAAGAGAUUGUACACGG